Molecule: messenger RNA, 10347 nt
Organism: Bufo gargarizans (Asiatic toad)
Lineage: Eukaryota; Metazoa; Chordata; Amphibia; Anura; Bufonidae
Product: mucin-2-like
Exons: 15
Coding region: 1-10347 (3448 amino acids)
Source: RefSeq, a predicted model, not a curated record
AUGAAAUCCCUCUACAGACUUGCUGUGAUGGCAGAUAUACAGAAUAUCCUACAGACAAAGUAUGGGAAUUUGAAUGUCUCUGUAAUCUCAUUCAGCCUUGGAUCGGUGAUCGUCAUCUUACAAAUCCUCUUUCCCGAUGGCACUGUGGUGACUAUUGCAGAUAUUCAAGCCUUGUUUGAUGAAGUGAGGAGGACUGGCAUGCUCGGAAACCUGACAGUGGAUGCUUUCAGCAUCGCAUUUAAUGGUACACAGUUAUUGAUGCCAACAAGCACUCAGUCCAUGACAACAACAGAGACAAAGACAACCAUAGAAGCUACAACAACUUCACAGACAUCAGCAACAAAAUCCACAAUGUCAGAGGCUCCAACAACAACAGAAGUUUCAACAACUUCACAGGCUGAAACAACCACAGAACUUACAACAUCUUCACAGGCUAUAAUAACCACAGAAGCUGCAACAUCUUCACAGACUCCAACAACCACAGAAGCUACCACUUCACAUGUUUUAACUACCACCAAAGCAACAACAAAUUCACAAUCUGAAACAACCACAGAACCUACAACAACUUCACAGGCUACAACAACCACAGAAGGAACUACUUCACAGGCCCUAACAACCACAGAACCUACAUCAACUUCACAGGCUGAACCAACCAUAGAAUUUACAACUACUUCACAGGCAACAACAACAACAGAAUCUACAACCACUUCACAGGCUGAAACAAAAACAGAGGCUACAACAUCUUCACAGGCUCCAACAACCACAGAAGGUGCAACUUCCCAGGCCCUAACAACCACAGAACCUACAUCAACUUCACAGGCUGAAACAACAACAGAAUCUGCAACAACUUCACAGGCUGAACCAACCACAGAAUUUACAACUACUUCACAGGCUACAACAACAGAAUCUACAACCACUUCACAGACUGAAACAAGAACAGAGGCUACAACAUCUUCACAGGCUCCAACAACCACAGAUGGUGCAACUUCCGAGGCCCUAACAACCACAGAACCUACAUCAACUUCACAGGCUGAAACAACAACAGAAUCUGCAACAACUUCACAGGCCCUAACAACCACAGAACCUACAUCAACUUCACAGGCUGAAACAACAGCAGAAUCUGCAACAACUUCACAGGCUGAAACAACAACAGAAUCGGCAACAACUUCACAGGCUGAAACAACAACAGAAUUUGCAACUAUUUCACAGGCUACAACAACAGAAUCUACAACCACUUCACAGGCUGAAAUAAGAACAGAGGCUACAACAUAUUCACAGGCUCCAACAACCACAAAAAAUGCAACUACUUCACAGGCAACAACAACAACAGAAUCUGCAACAACUUCACCGGCUGAAACAACAACAGAAUUUGCAACUACUUCACGAGCUACAACAACAGAAUUUACAACCACUUCACAGGCUGAAACAACAACAGAGGCUACAACAUCUUCACAGGCUCCAACAACCACAGAAGGUGCAACUUCCCAGGCCCUAACAACCACAGUACCUACAUCAACUUCACAGGCUGAAACAACAACAGAGGCUACAACAUCAACUACACAGGCUGAAACAACAACAGAAUCUGCAACAACUUCACAGGCUGAACCAACCACAGAAUUUACCACUACUUCACAGGCAACAACAACAACAAUAGAAUCUACAACAACUUCACAGGCUGAGACAACAACAGAGGCUACAACAUCUUCACCGGCUCCAACAACCACAGAAGGUGCAACUUCUCAGGCCCUAACAACCGCAGAACCUACAUCAACUUCACAGGCUGAAACAACAACAGAAUCUGCAACAACCUCACAUGCUGAAACAACCACAGAAUUUACAACUACUUCACAGGCAACAACAACAACAGAAUCUACAACCACUUCACAGGCUGAAACAACCAUAGAAGGUGCAACUUCCCAGGCCCUAACAAACACAGGACCUACAUCAACUUCACAGGCUGAAACAACAACAGAAUCUGCAACAACUUCACAGGCUAAAGCAACAGAAUCUGCAACAACUUCACAGGCUGAAACAACAACUGAAUUUGCAACUACUUUACAGGCUACAACAACAGAAUCUACAACCACUUCACAGACUGAAACAAGAACAGAGGCUACAACAUCUUCACAGGCUCCAACAACCACAGAAGAUGCAACUACUUCACAGGCAACAACAACAGAAUCUACAACAACUUCACAGGCUGAAACAACAACAGAGGCUACAACAUCUUCACAGGCUCCAACAACCACAGAAGAUGCAACUACUUCACAGUCAACAACAACAGAAUCUACAACAACUUCACAGGCUGAAACAACAACAGAGGCUACAACAUCUUCACAGGCUCCAACAACCACAGAAGGUGCAACUUCCCAGGCCCUAACAACCACAGAACCUACAUCAACUUCACAGGCUGAAACAACAACAGAAUCUGCAACAACUUCACAGGCUGAAACAACAACAGAAUUUACAACUACUUCACAGGCUACAGCAACAGAAUCUACAACCACUUCACAGGCUGAAACAACAACAGAGGCUACAACAUCUUCACAGGCUCCAACAACCACAGAAGGUGCAACUUCCCAGGCCCUAACAACCACAGAACCUACAUCAACUUCACAGGCUGAAACAACAACAGAAUCUGCAACAACUUUACAGGCUGAACCAACCACAGAAUUUACAACUACUUCACAGGCAACAACAACAACAGAAUCUACAACAACUUCACAGGCUGAAACAACAACAGAGACUACAAUAUCUUCACAGACUCCAACAACCACGGAAGAUGCAACAACUUCCCAGGCCCUAACAACCACAGAACCUACAUCAACUUCACAGGCUGAACCAACCACAGAACUUACAACCACUUCACAGGCUGAAGCAACAACAGAAUCUGCAACAACUUCACAGGCUGAAACAACCACAGAAUUUAGAACUACUUUACAGGAUACAACAACAACAGAAUCUACAACCACUUCACAGGCUGAAACAGCAGAAUCUGCAACAACAGAACUAACAACAACCCCUGCAUCUACAACAUCCACAGAGCAACCACCAACAUCAGAACCUCUAAAAACAAAUAUGACUUUUAGACUACCUGACAUGGAAUUUAGCAAUGAUCUCACUAACAGCAGCUCAGAGGAAUUCCAGAAACUACGAAGAGAAAUAGAGCAGACUAUCCAGAAUAUCCUAAAGACAAAGUUUGGGAAUUUGAAUGUCUCUGUAAUCUCAUUCAGCCCUGGAUCGGUGAUCGUCAUCUUACAAAUCCUCUUUCCCGAUGGCACUGUGGUGACUACUGCAGAUAUUCAAGCCUUGUUUGAUGAAGUGAGGAGGACUGGCAUGCUCGGAAACCUGACAGUGGAUGCUUUCAGCAUCACAUUUAAUGGUACACAGUUAUUGAUGCCAACAAGCACUCAGUCCAUGACAACAACAGAGACAAAGACAACCACAGAAGCUACAACAACUUCACAGACAUCAGCAACAAAAUCAACAAUGUCAGAGGCUCCAACAACAACAGAAGCUUCAACAACUUCACAGGCUGAAACAACCACGGAACUUACAACAUCUUCACAGGCUAUAAUAACCACAGAAGCUGCAACAUCUUCACAGGCUCCAACAACCACAGAAGCUACCACUUCACAUGUUUUAACUACCACCAAAGCAACAACAAAUUCACAAUCUGAAACAACCACAGAACCUACAACAACUUCACAGGCUACAACAACCAAAGAAGAAACAACUUCACAGGCCCUAACAACCACAGAACCUACAUCAACUUCACAGGCUGAACCAACCACAGAAUUUACAACUACUUCACAGGCAACAACAACAACAGAAUCUACAACAACUUCACAGGCUGAAACAACAACAGAGGCUACAACAUCUUCACAGGCUCCAACAACCACAGAAGAAUUUGCAACUACUUCACAGGCAACAACAACAGAAUCUACAACCACUUCACAGGCUGAAACAAGAACAGAGGCUACAACAUCUUCACAGGCUCCAACAACCACAGAAGGUGCAACUUCCCAGGCCGUAACAACCACAGAACUUACAUCAACUGCACAGGCUGAAACAACAACAGAAUCUGCAACAACUUCACAGGCUGAACCAACCACAGAAUUUACAACUACUUCACAGGCAACAAAAACAGAAUCUACAACAACUUCACAGUCUGAAACAACAACAGAGGCUCCAACAUCUUCACAGGCUCCAACAACCACAGAAGGUGCAACUACUUCACAGGCUACAACAACAGAAUCUACAACCACUUCACAGGCUGAAACAAGAACAGAGGCUACAUCUUCACAGGCUCCAACAACCACAGAAGAUGCAACUACUUCACAGGCAACAACAACAGAAUCUACAACAACUUCACAGGCUGAAACAACAACAGAGGCUAUAACAUCUUCACAGGCUCCAACAACCACAAAAGGUGCAACUUCCCAGGCCCUAACAACCACAGAACCUACAUCAACUUCACAUGCUGAAACAACAACAGAAUCUGCAACAACUUCACAGGCUAAAACAACAACAGAAUUUGCAACUACUUCACAGGCUACAACAACAGAAUCUACAACCACUUCACAGGCUGAAACAAGAACAGAGGCUACAACAUCUUCACAGGCUCCAACAACCACAGAAGGUGCAACUUCCCAGGCCAUAACAACCACAGAACCUACAUCAACUACACAGGCUGAAACAACAACAGAAUCUGCAACAACUUCACAGGCUGAACCAACCACAGAAUUUACAACUACUUCACAGGCAACAACAACAACAGAAUCUACAACAACUUCACAGGCUGAAACAAGAACAGAGGCUACAACAUCUUCACAGGCUCCAACAACCACAGACGGUGCAACUUCCCAGGCCCUAACAACCACAGAACCUACAUCAACUUCACAGGCUGAAACAACAAUAGAAUCUGCAACAACUUCACAGGCUGAAACAACAACAGAAUUUGCAACUACUUCACAGGCUACAACAACAGAAUCUACAACCACUUCACAGGCUGAAACAAGAACAGAGGCUACAACAUCUUCACAGGCUCCAACAACCACAGAAGAUGCAACUACUUCACAGUCAACAACAACAACAGAAUCUACAACAACUUCACAGGCUGAAACAACAACAGAGGCUACAACAUCUUCACAGGCUCCAACAACCACAGAAGGUGCAACUUCCCAGGCCAUAACAACCACAGAACCUACAUCAACUUCACAGGCUGAAACAACAACAGAAUCUGCAACAACUUCACAGGCUGAAACAACCACAGAAUUUACAACUACUUCACAGGCUACAACAGCAGAAUCUACAAACACUUCACAGACUGAAAUAAGAACAGAGACUACAACAUCUUCACAGGCUCCAACAACCACAGAAGGUGCAACUUCCCAGGCCCUAACAACCACAGAACCUAUAUCAACUUCACAGGCUGAAACAACAGAAUCUGCAACAACUUCACAGGCUGAACCAACCACAGAAUUUUCAACUACUUCACAGGCAACAACAACAACAGAAUCUACAACAACUUCACAGGCUGAAACAACAACAGAGGCUAUAAUAUCUUUACAGACUCCAACAACCACGGAAGAUGCAACAACUUCACAGGCCCUAACAACCACAGAACUUACAUCAACUGCACAGGCUGAAACAACAACAGAAUCUGCAACAACUUCACAGGCUGAAACAACCACAGAAUUUAGAACUACUUUACAGGCUACAACAACAACAGAAUCUACAACCACUUCACAGGCUGAAACAACAGAAUCUGCAACAACAGAACUAACAACAACCCCUGCAUCUACAACAUCCACAGAGCAACCACCAUCAGAGCCUCUAAAAACAAAUAUGACUUUUAGACUACCUGACAUGGAAUUUAGCAAUGAUCUCACUAACAGCAGCUCCGAGGGAUUCCAGAAACUACGAAGAGAAAUAGAGCAGACUAUACAGAAUAUCCUGCAGACAAAGUAUGGGAAUUUGAAUGUCUCUGUAAUCUCAUUCAGCCCUGGAUCGGUGAUCGUCAUCUUACAAAUCCUCUUUCCCGAUGGCACUGUGGUGACUAUUGCAGAUAUUCAAGCCUUGUUUGAUGAAGUGAGGAGGACUGGCAUGCUUCGGAAACCUGACAGUACACAGUUAUUGAUGCCAACAAGCACUCAGUCCAUGACAACAAAAGAGACAAAGACAACCACAGAAGCUACAACAACUUCACAGACAUCAGCAACAAAAUCCACAAUGUCAGAGGCUCCAACAACAACAGAAGCUUCAACAACUUCACAGGCUGAAAUAACCACAGAACUUACAACAUCUUCACAGGCUAUAAUAACCACAGAAGCUGCAACAUCUUCAAAGGCUCCAACAACCACAGAAGCUACCACUUCACAUGUUUUAACUACCACCAAAGCAACAACAAAUUCACAAUCUGAAACAACCACAGAACCUACAACGUCACAGGCUACAACAACCACAGAAAAAACAACUUCACAGGCCCUAACAACCACAGAACCUACAUCAACUUCACAGGCUGAACCAACCACAGAAUUUACAACUACUUCACAGGCAACAACAACGUCAGAAUCUACAACCACUUCACAGGUUGAAACAAAAACAGAGGCUACAACAUCUUCACAGGCUCCAACAACCACAGAAGGUGCAACUUCCCAGGCCCUAACAACCACAGAACCUACAUCAACUUCACAGGCUGAAACAACAACAGAAUCUGCAACAACUUCACAGGCUGAAACAACCACAGAAUUUACAACUACUUCACAGGCAACAACAACAGAAUCUACAACAACUUCACAGGCUGAAAUAACAACAGAGGCUACAACAUCUUCACAGGCUUCAACAACCACAGAAGGUGCAACUUCCCAGGCUCUAACAACCACAGAACCUACAUCAACUUUACAGGCUGAAACAACAACAGAAUCUGCAACAACUUCACAGGCUGAAACAACAACAGAAUUUGCAACUACUUCACAGGCUACAACAACAGAAUCUACAACCACUUCACAGGCUGAAACAAGAACAGAGGCUACAACAUCUUCACAGGCUCCAACAACCACAGAAGGUGCAACCUCCCAGGCCCUAACAACCACAGAACCUACAUCAACUUCACAGGCUGAAACAACAACAGAAUCUGCAACAACUGCACAGGCUGAACCAACCACAGAAUUUACAACUACUUCACAGGCAACAACAGAAUCUGCAACAACUUCACAGGCUGAAACAACAACAGAAUUUGCAACUACUUCACAGGCAACAACAACAGAAUCUACAACCACUUCACAGGCUGAAACAAGAACAGAGGCUACAACAUCUUCACAGGCUCCAACAACCACAGAAGGUGCAACUUCCCAGGCCCUAACAACCACAGAACCUACAUCAACUACAGAGGCUGAAACAACAACAGAAUCUGCAACAACUUCACAGGCUGAACCAACCACAGAAUUUACAACUACUUCACAGGCAGCAACAACAACAGAAUCUACAACAACUUCACAGGCUGAAACAACAACAGAGGCUGCAACAUCUUCACAGGCUCCAACAACCACAGAAGGUGCAACUUCCCAGGCCCUAACAACCACAGAACCUACAUCAACUUCACAGGCUGAAACAACAACAGAAUCUGCAACAACUUUACAGGCUGAAACAACAACAGAAUUUGCAACUACUUCACAGGCUACAACAACAGAAUCUACAACCACUUCACAGGCUGAAACAAGAACAGAGGCUACAACAUCUUCACAGGCUCCAACAACCACAGAAGGUGCAACUUCCCAGGCCCUAACAACCACAGAACCUACAUCAACUUCACAGGCUGAAACAACAACAGAAUCUGCAACAACUUUACAGGCUGAAACAACAACAGAAUUUGCAACUACUUCACAGGCAACAACAACAGAAUCUACAACCACUUCACAGGCUGAAACAAGAACAGAGGCUACAACAUCUUCACAGGCUCCAACAACCACAGAAGGUGCAACUUCCCAGGCCCUAACAACCACAGAACCUACAUCAACUACAGAGGCUGAAACAACAACAGAAUCUGCAACAACUUCACAGGCUGAACCAACCACAGAAUUUACAACUACUUCACAGGCAACAACAACAACAGAAUCUACAACAACUUCACAGGCUGAAACAACAACAGAGGCUGCAACAUCUUCACAGGCUCCAACAACCACAGAAGGUGCAACUUCCCAGGCCCUAACAACCACAGAACCUACAUCAACUACACAGGACGAACCAACCACAGAACGUACAACUACUACACAGACAACAACAGAACCUACAUCAACUUCACAGGCUGAAACAACCACAGAAUCUACAACAGUUUCACAAGCUACAACAACAGAAUCUGCAACAACUUCACAGGCUGAAACAACUACAGAAAUUACAACACCUUCACAGAAUAAACCAACCACAGAAGAUGCAACACCUUCACAGGCUCCAGCAAUAGAAACUACAAUUCCACAAGCUUCAACUACCACACAGUUUUCAACACCAACAGAGACAAUUAUAAGUACAGAACUAAAAACAACAGAACUAACAACCUCUACAUCUACAACAACCAUAAAGCCUCAGCCAAUAUCAGGGCCUCCAAAAGCAAAUAUGACUUUUACACUACCUGACAUGGAAUUUAGCAGUAAUCUCACUAACAGCAGCUCAGAGGAAUUCCAGAAACUACAGAGCGAAAUAGAACUGGCUAUCAAGAAUAUCCUACAGCAAAAGUUUGGGAAUUUGAAUGUCUCUGUAAUAUCAUUCAGACCUGGAUCGGUGAUCACCGUCUUAGAAAUCAUCUUUCCCAAUGGCACUGUGGUGAACAUUACAGAUAUACAAGCCUUGUUUGAUGAAGUGAGGAGGACUGGCAUGCUCGGAAACCUGACAGUGGAUCCUUUCAGCAUUAACUUUAAUGGUACAAAUGUAUUUUUUCUACCAACAACCUCUCAGUCUAUGACAUCUGUCAUAACAACAUCUGAAGUUCCUACCACGCCAAGCAUUACCAUACCUGAAGCCACCACUACCCCAAGUGCCACCACAACACCUGGAGUUACCACUGCAACAUCUGAAGUUACCCCCGCGACAAAUGAAGUCACUACUACAACAUUUGAAGUUACAACCACACCAAAUAACAUCACAACUCCUGGAGUUAAAACUACACCGAGUGUCGCUACAACACCUGAGGUCACCACUACGCCAAGUACCACCACAACACCAUUAAUGACCACUACACCUGUGGCCACCCCUACAGCAGGUGCCACCACAAAUAUUUUGGUCACCACUACACCUGUGAUUUCCACCACACCAGAUUCCACCACAAGUACUUUGGUCACCACUGUACCUCUGGUCACCACUACAGCAGGUGCCAGCACAAAUACUUUGGUCACCACUACACCUGUUGUCACCACUACAGCAGGUGCCACCACAACACCAUUAGUGACAACUACACCUGUGGUCACCACUACACUAGGUGCCACCACAACUACUUUGUCCACCACCACACCUACAACAGCUUCACAGGCUGAAACAACCAUGGAAUCUACAACCUCACAGGCUGCAACAACCUCAGAAGCUACAACAACAGAAUUUACAACUCCACAAGCUUCAAUUACCACACAAUCUUCUACAACAGAGACAAUGACAACCACAGAACCAAAAACAACUUCACAGCCUACAACAAUGACAGAGAUAAUGACAACCACAGAACCUACAACAAAUUCACAAGCUUCAACAACCACAGAAGCUACAACACCUUUACUGGCUAAAACCACAGAAUCUUCUACAACUUCACAGGCUCCUGCCACCACAGAACCUACAACAAUUUCACAGGCUACAACAAACACAGAAUCAACUACAAUGUCACAGUCUCCAACAACCUCAGAAGCAACAGCAACUUCACAGGCUGAAACACCCAUAGAAUUUACAAUAACUUCACUGGCUCAAACUACCAUACAAGCUACAACAGCUUCACAGUCUCCAACAACCACAGAAGCUACAACACCUUCCCAGGCUGAAACAUCUAUAGAAUCUUCAAUAACUUCACAGACUACAACAAUGACAGAAUCUUCAACAACUUCACAAGCUGAAACAACCACACACGCUACAACACCUUCACAGACUUCAAUAACCACUAAUGCUACAACUUUACAGGUUCCAACAACCACAGAAUCUACAAUAACUUCACAGUCUCCAACAACCACAGAAGAUACAACAACUUCACAGUCUCCAACAACCACAGAAUCGACAGCAACUUCCCUGGCUGAAACACCCAUAGAAUCUACAAUGAUUUCACAGACUACAACAAGCACCAACAAUUACAGAAGCUACAACAACUUCACAGAAUAA